AUGUAUACGGAACCGCACACUUCUGUGCGGUUGAACUCCGCAGCCAUCGCCUGGGCGUACAACUCGCGCGAACGGGAAAAACACGGUUUGGCAGAGCUCAUGGGCUCAGGCAAUGAGCGGCAGGAUUGGAUAGAGGUGCCGAAAGUGUGGCAGAUGAGAUUUUCCAGUUUGCUUGAGAGCGAUGAUGAGUACCGGUCUAUCGCGGCCAUCGACGGGAUUCUGAUAGAACUCUCCCGGAGUCAAAACCUAGAUGUUUUUUACUUCGAAACACUUCCUUUCAUCGCCAAGGGGGAGACGUUUACGGCGGACUUGGAUGCGCUGUGGUGGAUCUUCGUGGCAGCGAAAACAGACCCGCACUGUGGUGAUGUCGGGUGUGUCCUUGACUGCUUGGAUGAAUGCGAGGAAUCGACUCGCAAGGGACUCAUCGAGUUGAUGGUCCGCCUCCAAACAUCAAUCCGCGUGGUGACGCCGAGGGGUAUCUCGUGA
This is a messenger RNA of Tricharina praecox, 486 nucleotides long. RefSeq lists its product as uncharacterized. The record is from RefSeq and is a predicted model, not a curated record. The transcript is spliced from 5 exons. The coding region runs from base 1 to 486 and encodes 161 amino acids. Lineage: Eukaryota; Fungi; Ascomycota; Pezizomycetes; Pezizales; Pyronemataceae.